Adelges cooleyi (spruce gall adelgid) is the source of this 1167-nucleotide messenger RNA. RefSeq lists its product as uncharacterized. NCBI's taxonomy places the organism in Eukaryota, Metazoa, Arthropoda, Insecta, Hemiptera, Adelgidae. Bases 231 to 1034 code for a protein of 267 amino acids. The transcript has 16 exons. The record is from RefSeq and is a predicted model, not a curated record.
GUAUUUUAUUGUUUUACUCGUAAUGUACCGUCAAGCCGCAUGAAAAUCACUUUUAAACAGUAUAGCAAGCUGAUCGAUAGAACAUUGUCUUAAAAGUUCUAUAUAAUUUGAAGAAAUAUUCAUACCAAACGUCAGAGAUUACUUUUCACUUAAAGAUAUCGAUUUCAGCGGUUCAGAAGAUAUCGUACUCCAGAUACAAAAACAAAAUAUAAACCAUUAUAAUUCUAAAAAUGAAACUUUACUGUGUUUUAUUUUCCUUUGCCUUUGCAAAUAUAUUGGCAGAAACUAUAGAUAAUUAUAAGAUGGAAGUUGUCAUUACUAACGAACUUAUCAGGCAAGCUAAUGAAGCAAAUGGUCUUCCGAAUGUAAUAAGAAGAAUUUUCGAAGAAAAUAGACAAUAUUCUCUAGAGGAUUUAGUUUAUUUGUGGACUGUGCCGGAUCAAGCAGCCAUUAAGGCCGAAAAAUUAUCUAAUCAAGCAGCCAUUAAGGCCGAAAAAUUAUCUAGUUCUAGUCAAAUUCCAGAUUUAAAUCUUAAGCCACCCCAAAUAGGUUCUUUAGUAACGCUGUCGAUUUUUCCGGUUGUGUGCCAGACGGCCGAAAAUAUAGAAAAAUGCAUAGAAUAUGAGCAUACUUUGCAAAACGCAAUAAUCGAGAGCAUUGCUUGUAUCGAGUCGAAGCCUGCUGCUGAAAGCCUAGAGAAUGAAAUCAGCAAAGCUGAUUUGCAGAUUGAUAGUCAUAGAAGAAGACUUAUGGUUAAAAAACAUCUUAAAUGUUUAAUGGAUGCUACAGAUACUCGUCAUAAACCCAGUCUUAUUGUAAAAUGUUAUUUAACUGGAUUAUUCAGAACUUCAUUGCUUGAAAUCAACGAAUCAGAUAACUUUAUCAAAUCUGCAAAUAUUGACCCUGAAGAUAAUUGUUGCACACUUACUUCUGCAAAAAAUGAUUUUAGUUUCUACCCAAUGAAAAUGACUGACGUACAACAAUAUUUGCCGGACAGUAAUGAUAUGAUAAGAUUUGAAAUGAUAGAACCUUAAUUUCUGUAAGCUCAGCAUUAUACUUGUUAUUAUAAUUAAAUUAACUAUUUUUAUGAAUAAUAAAUACAUAUAGGUACAGAAUGCAGAAUGCUAUUUUCAUUAUAUUUUAUUUUAUUUUCAUAUCACACUAAUA